AUGAACUGCUGUUGGGAGGUCCCUGUACCCAGGUCCGCCGAGCGCCUGGUGAGACGCUCCCCGUGCUGCCCUCUAGUGGGGGCUGGUGGGCUAACGGCGCUGGAGGCGGCCAAAGGAAGCACGGCGAUCCCACUCCAGGGAGGGGCUGGCGCUCGCCCCGGGGUGCGUUUCCUUCCUGUGAAAGGGCGGGGCGGGGCCUUGCGUGGCGCUUCCCGGUCCGCCACGGCGCAGGCCCGGGUGCGUGCGCAGCCCGCGGGGCGGGGCCGUGUCGAUGGGGCCUGCUCUCGGGUGUUUCCUCCCGGCGGCCGAGACCUAACCAAUGAGGCCUGUCCUGUUUGCGUGGCCGGCGCCCGGCUCAGCAGAGACCAGUCUUUUCCGAGACAGAAUGAGGAGACCCCUGGAGCCCGAGUCCCAGCAAGGCCCGAACCGAGCCAAUUUCUCCACCUAACACCCCGAGAGCUCUCCUGGUCCUGGCUGUUCAGACCCAAGACGAAUUUACCCCUGCUUUUUAUGGGGGGCAGUUCCACCCCACUUGAGAAUGGCCAAACUGACUGGGGACAAUCCUCUGGCUUCAGGAGGGGAGAUGGACGGGCUUCUGAACAGUACAGUCUCAGCAGCAGGAGAGCGCGCCAUGACAGGCAGGUGCUCCUUCCUUCCGGUGGCUUUCAUCUCUUAGUUGGAAUUGCUGUAGGUGAGAGAGCAGCACAGCGUGCUCUAGGUCACUCUCAGCAGGGACUAGGCUGGAACCCAAUCUUUAGCUCUAAGUUGGGUCUGUCUACCUGCUCCUAAGGCCCCAGUAGGUGCAGGCUCGGGAAGGAGAGAGGAAGGGAGAGGGUGCUGGGGCUCCAGCGACCCUGUGGCUGGAACAAAGAGGCCAAGGACACCCCUCCUGGCUGGAGCCAUGCUUGCCACUCCUCCCAUACCACCGGAAUUGCAGAGGAAGGCCCAAGGGCGAUGCUGAUAUGGGCCCCGGGGCCAGUGGCUCUGGUGACGCAGGUGCCGGCUGGACUAAAUGGUGAUGCUGGUGUUUCUCCUUCCUGGCAGCAUGGUAUCCUGGGGCAAGUCAUAUGCUCUCCUCCCUGGCCAUUUAGUCUCUUCCUUUUCAAAAAAUAGGUUUUACUGAUUUUUUUCUUGUUUCAAAAGCACUAUGUGUUUAUUGUGGUGAAUUUAAUAAAUGCUGGAUACACAAAAAGAAAAGAAAUCCCCAGUAAUUCCUCCAUCGGGAGACACCUGUUUUUAACAUUUGGUCUCUCUCCUAUGCAAUAUAUAUUUUUUCAUAUACAAAAAUAAUCAUGUUGUUAAUAUUUUGUAACAUUUUCCCCACUUAGCAUCAUUUGAUGAUUGCCUUUCCCUACCAUUCCAUAUCCUGCCAUAGUCCCGCAGACUCCACGGUGGGGCUGCAUCAAAACGUAUGUCUUUCCCCACUGUUCAGGAAUCACUUAGGGAGAGUUUGCGUCAGGCCCAGCCCUAAGCCCCAUGGGACAGAUGUCAAGACCCCUGCCUUUCUGGCAUUUACAUUUGAGUAGGAGGACAACAUACAUGUGACAAAUAAUAUUUCAAACAAGAAAAUGAGAAAAAGAAGACUAGGAGAUGGGUGGCAUGAGCGGGUGAUGCAGCCAUGAGUGGAACCUAUCUUGGAAUACAGGUCUGGGCCAGGAGCAGCUGAUAGAGCACCCGGCCUAGGGGAAUCCAUGGAGAGCAGAGAAGCCCAUGGCCACCCUGAGGGCAGGGCUUGCUGUGUCCCCCAGUGCUGUGGUCUGUUGGAGGCUUUGAGGCAGGCCGGAUUGUGCUUGGAUGCCCAAGUUGGGCUCCAGAUGUCCAUGCUACCCUGUAGGUGAGUUUUGUGAGGACCACUGUCAUUAUUCCUGGUUAGCAUUUCACCAGAAGGAUCUCCUAGUGGGGAAGGGUGAGGGAAGGGAGUCUUGUGGUGCUGGUGCCAAUUUAGCCCCGAAACGCUGCUUGGUAUAUGGGGUCCAGGAGCUGUUUAUACCAGCCUGGCUGCUGGGCACAGUCAAGGCACUGGUGUUUGCUAAUUUGACAGGUUAAAAAAUCGGUUGUGGCCGGGCGCGGUGGCUCACGCCUGUAAUCGCAGCACUUUGGGAGGCCGAGGCGAGUGGAUCACGAGGUCAAGAGAUCGAGACCAUCCUGGUCAACACAGUGAAACCCCAUCUCUACUGAAAAUACAAAAAAUUAGCUGGGCACAGUGGCGCGUGCCUGUAGUCCCAGCUGCUCAGGAGGCUGAGGCAGGAGAAUUGCCUGAGCCCAAGAGGUGGAGGUUGCAGUGAGCCGAGGUCGCGCCAUUGCACUCCAGCCUGGGUAACAAGAGCGAAACUCCGUCUCAAAAAAAAAAAAAAAAAUCGGUUGUGUGACUUUGAUUUCUAGUGAGGGUGAACACUUUACCUCUUACAUUUAAUUUUCCCAUAGCCUUCAUUUGUCAAUUGACAGGGCACUUCUAAUGUCUUUCUUGGCUGUUUCAUGAUCUCCCAAACAAUCAGGCCAAAGGCAAGAAUUUGAAGAAAUAAUUCACUGGCUGGGCACGGUGGCUCACACCUGUAAUCCCAGCACUUUGGGAGGCCAAGGCAGGCGGAUCACCUGAGGUCGGGAGUUCGAGACCAACCUGACCAAUAUAGAGAAACCCUGUCUCUACUAAAAAUACAAAAAAUUAUCUGGGCCUGGUGGUGUAUGCCUGUAAUCCCAGCUGCUCGGGAGGCUGAGGCAAGAGAAUCACUUGAACCCAGGAGGUGGAGGUUGCCGUGAGCUAACAUCGUGCCAUUGCACUCCAGCCUGGGCAACAAGGGCGAAACUCCGUUUCAAAAAAAAAAAGAAAUAAUUUACUUUAUCUUCCUCUAUAUCAUCACCAACAAGGACCAAGGUAGUGCUAGGCUGCUCUGCCUCCCAGGACACCCCCUCCUUGCCCUGCAUUCCUUCUGCCUGCUCAGAGGGAGCCCAACUCUGCACUGCAUGGGGCAGACAGCAUAAUGCCAGGUAUUUUAUGUUGGAUACUAACCUUAGGGGUGACUCAUCACUCUCUCAAUUUUAUUCUACUUUCAGUCCUGAGAAUGCACUAAUUUCUUGUUAGCCCCAACUCCAUACCCCUACUCACUCACUAUACAUUGGACAAAAGUCCUUUGCUACUUAGCUCCCCAUGCUAUGGAGUAGACGGUUCAAAGGCCUUUUUGCCAAGAGCCUGCUGCUGGCCACCCUGCCAGCCCUGCCCUCAUCCUCCCCACCUUGGUCCCCAAGCUAUCUGCUACUCCUCCCUGUACCCCAGGGAAGCCUCCAGUCCUGGCGCUAACAGCUCAGGCUAAGUUGACCCAAAGACCUGCAGAUGGUACAAAACAGGCUUUUCAUUAAGAUGCUUUGCCCUAUGCUGAACUGGCUGUGGGACUUCACCAGAGUUUGGAAAGGACAGCCAUGUGAAAACACACACAAGAAAAAAUAAAGUGAAAAUACAACAGCAGUGGUAGUAAGUUCUAUGAAGGACAAAUGCAGAGGAAAUGAGGAAUUUA
Molecule: messenger RNA, 3509 nt
Organism: Callithrix jacchus (white-tufted-ear marmoset)
Lineage: Eukaryota; Metazoa; Chordata; Mammalia; Primates; Cebidae
Source: RefSeq, a predicted model, not a curated record